AUGACCAAAUCAAAAGCUAGAUGGACGGAGGAGCAAGCCACGAGGCUACUACGGCUAGCUGACGAAGGUCUCGCAUGGGAGGAGAUCCAACAGCUACCUGAUUUCCAAUGCCGCAGCGUCUAUGCAAUCAGAGCCAAGUGGCGGAGGCUGGAUGAAGACAGAGGAUGCGAGUCAGAAAGCAGCGGCAACGAGAUUUUGGAAAAGCAGGAGGACAGCCGGCGAGCUUCGACCCGCUCAAAGCGCUCCGCAGCAGAGGAGUUGCCGCACCGACAGACAAGAAGGAUGCGCAGAGACGAACCCUCGAACAGUUAUCAGGAGAGUGGCAGCCAGUGGGCUACCACACGCUCAAAGCGCUCCGCAGGAGAGGAGUUACCGCGCCGCCAAACAAGAAGAAUGCGCAGAGACAAAACCCCAAGUAGUGACCAGGAGAGUGAUAGCGGGGCUGGGGAAGAAGAAAUUGAUACGGGAGAUGAGUCUUCGGACAUCUUGGCUGGCGAUAUCGGCUUCGAUGGCACCCUGUGUCGGUUCUUCCAUCGAAGACGACCCUCACCCUCGACUCCAUGUUCUGACUUAGCUCCAGCUUCAUCUCUCAGUGACGUGAUUGACAGGCCUAGUGAUCCAACUGAAGUACCUUCCACAGGGACGCCAAAGCCGGCUGCGCAGACAAUGGCUCCGGGGCCAAAGACAGGGCUUUUAAAAUGCACAGGGGCGUCUUCUUUGGAGAGAGAAGGUGCAGAGAUACAGCCGAUGCCAUCUGCCAUCCUUCCAGACUCAGUCGGGCUUCUGGGCAGCCCAUCGAAUGAAGCUGCUGUUGACACUCAGCAACUCAUAACAGCUCUCAUUGAAGCGGUGACCACCGGAUUUCGAGACGUAUUUGCUCCAUUGGUUGAUCAGCUCGCGCUUAGAGCCACACGAUACCCUCACUGGCACUUGGAGGCAUUUUCGUCAGUUGGAGUGCAAACAGAGAAUAUGGCUCUUAGUACAAAGGCAGCGAGAACACCCCCGACUAAGACUGCUCAACGAGUUAGUCAAAAUGCAGAACAAACACUACAACAAAACCCCUCGGAGAUAGAUGCUCAACGUCAUACACAAUGUGGGAAGCCAUCUCAAACUGCCGUACCUACUCAAGUCAACAAUUCGCAAUCACGGGCAGAACCCAUCCCGCCGGUUCGGACAGCGCAGGAGCGACUUUGCCACCGACCACAAGCCGUGCCCUCUCACCUUCCAGAGGAACGAUGCGGUCAGAAUACGCAGACCAAGUCACCAGUUUCCGAUAGGCUACUGGACCAGCGGCUUUUCAAGUCCACACAGCCAUUUCCUGGGACCCUACCUGGAACCAACAUAGCGAACGAAGUUGGGGGGGGUGCAGCCCAUCAGCAGCCUCCGGCCACCAUAUUCCCUUUGCUACUCGCUGUUCCGCGAGUGGACGUGAAUAGCUUGCUCCAAGCCAACCAGGUACCGAAGCUUGUCGCAGCCCUCGGCUUAUAUCAUUCCAUGGCGAUGACAGACUACGCAGCAGUGUAUGAAAGCCUUCAGAGUGCAUCGAAACAGCACAAAAUUCACCGUGGCAAUCUUACUUCCCAGAUCAACAUACUACGGCGGUGUGUCCUCGGGCUCAAGAAGCAUGUCGAGAUUUUAAUGUCUGGCACGGACAGACGAGGUUACUCGCUCACGAACGCCGAGGAAAUGCAAAGUCUUUUGGACGCGAUGUUGAGCUAUCAUGAAGAAGGGCGUUGCAUGGUGGAGGGACAUUUUUAG
Molecule: messenger RNA, 1758 nt
Organism: Aspergillus mulundensis
Lineage: Eukaryota; Fungi; Ascomycota; Eurotiomycetes; Eurotiales; Aspergillaceae
Exons: 3
Coding region: 1-1758 (585 amino acids)
Source: RefSeq, a predicted model, not a curated record